AUGUACUUCACCACUACUACCACCAUCGCCCUCUCCCUCCUAGCAGCCGUCACAGCUUCUCCUCUCUCACCUCGUCAAGGUGGCGCCUUCGUUGCUGUCGGCUUGAAGUAUUCGGGUCCGGGAUGUACAGACUCGACGCUGAUUAACGCGGAUCCCAUCUUUGGCAAUGGGAACAUAUGUCAGCCGCUUGACCGGUUUGGUACUGGAGUGCCGAUUCGGAGUUAUAGUACUUCGAGGGUUUCGGAGGGUUGUAGUGGUAAGUUUCCCUUCUUCAUUAUUUUCAAGGGUUGGAGAUGGGGGAUGCGGGGCGUCAUGAGAGAUUGA
Messenger RNA from Bipolaris oryzae ATCC 44560, 324 nucleotides. RefSeq lists its product as uncharacterized. The record is from RefSeq and is a predicted model, not a curated record. NCBI's taxonomy places the organism in Eukaryota, Fungi, Ascomycota, Dothideomycetes, Pleosporales, Pleosporaceae. The transcript has a single exon. The coding region runs from base 1 to 324 and encodes 107 amino acids.